AAUCUUCCCUCCAUAGCUAAAACCUCAGGAAAUUUCGAGUUAAGCCAUCGGAGUUAGCAAAACCAAACAAAACAGAAAAAAUGAUGGCGGCACCGGCGACAGUGGAGUCCGUGCAAUGUUUCGGGCGGAAGAAGACGGCGGUGGCAGUGACUCACUGCAAGCGUGGCCGUGGCUUGAUCAAAAUCAACGGAGUUCCUAUCGAGCUUGUUCAGCCGGAGAUUCUCCGAUACAAAGCUUUCGAGCCAAUCCUCCUAUUAGGUCGUCAACGAUUCGCCGGAGUUGACAUGAGAAUCCGCGUCAAAGGAGGAGGUCAUACGUCUCAGAUCUACGCUAUUCGUCAGUCCAUAGCAAAGGCUCUUGUUGCAUUCUAUCAGAAGUACGUUGAUGAACAGUCGAAGAAGGAGAUUAAGGAUAUUCUGAUUCGAUAUGAUAGGACUUUGCUUGUUGCUGAUCCUAGACGUUGUGAGCCUAAGAAGUUUGGUGGUCGUGGUGCUCGAUCUAGGUUCCAGAAAUCUUACCGUUGAUUUCGGUUUAGAUUUACGGUAUCUGUUCUAUUGCUAUUGGUGAUAUGCAAUUUUGAGUAUGGUUUCGGUUCAGGGAUUAUUAUCUAUUUACAGUUAUUUGAGUAAGUUUUGGAUUCUGAUGAACCUUUAUGUAGUUUUACUACAUUAGAAUGAUUUUAUGUUAUGUAUGCAGUAAAAUGUGUUUUUCAAUGCAAAAUUAGAACUUAUGUUA
Messenger RNA from Solanum dulcamara, 735 nucleotides. Its product is annotated as 40S ribosomal protein S16. The transcript has a single exon. Gene Ontology annotation, biological process: maturation of SSU-rRNA from tricistronic rRNA transcript (SSU-rRNA, 5.8S rRNA, LSU-rRNA); translation. The record is from RefSeq and is a predicted model, not a curated record. NCBI's taxonomy places the organism in Eukaryota, Viridiplantae, Streptophyta, Magnoliopsida, Solanales, Solanaceae. Gene Ontology annotation, cellular component: ribosome; cytosolic small ribosomal subunit. Bases 81 to 524 code for a protein of 147 amino acids. Gene Ontology annotation, molecular function: RNA binding; structural constituent of ribosome.